AUGGGGGCAACUGUGAUUUUUUUAAUUGCUACAAUGGCCAGCUUGGCAAUGGGAUGGGACUACACUUUUCCCAAUUACAAAAGAACUCCGCUGGGGGAUACCGUUGACAUCGCUUCUAUGAAAUUACUUAAGGAAGUGUACGAGUCUGCUGAUGAUAAGAAUGUGGUAGCUUCCCCUCUUGGCGUGUUGACGUUACUGUCGCUCUACGCGUCUGGUGCUGAAGGCGAAAAUCGAGAUGAGAUCAUGAAGUUUCUUGGAUCUUCAGAUUAUGAGCAACUUUCAGCAUCCUACAGCCAAUUAAGUGAAAGAUUUGGAAGAAUGGACCCGAGCUAUCUGACUCUUGCAAACAAAAUAUUCGUCUCAAACCAAUACACUUUGAACGAGAAGUUCUCUGAAUCUGCACGCUCAUACAAAAGCGAAGUUGAUAGCAUUAAUUUCGCUGACACUAAUUCUGCGGCGAAUAUCAUUAAUGAAUGGGCAUCACGGAAUACUAAAGGAAAAAUUAACAGUCCAAUGUCUCCAUCUCAAAUAGACCCUGCAACGGCCGUAGCUCUUCUUAACGUGAUAUUCUUCCAGGGUCACUGGCAUGUCCCAUUCAACGCAAGUGAGACCAAAGAACAAGAUUUCUUUACUACCGUCGCUAAGUCUGUAAAGAAGCCCAUGAUGCAUCUUGUGCAAUCUUUGUACUAUCACGAAGAUAAAGAUAUCGGUGCAAAGAUGAUAGAACUGCCCUACAAAGAGUCUCAGUUCCGUAUGAUCAUAGUACUUCCUAACGAGGUGGAUGGUCUUCCGGAGGUGGUGAAGAAGGUCGCGGAGAAGGGACUUUUGGAAGAUGUCUUCGGGAUGUAUCCAGCAGGAGCAGAUAUAGACCUGGAUAUGCCUAAAUUCGAAAUAAAAUCCAAACACAAUCUUAAUGAUAUCUUGCCUAAGGUGGGAGUGUCCAGCAUCUUCCAGAAAGCUGCAAAUGGUAUAGUGAAGGGAGGCAGUGUGAAGGUGGGCAGCGCAUUGCAAGAAGCUUUCGUUACAGUAGACGAGGAGGGCGCCACCGCCGGAGCUUUUACAGGUUUGGUUGCUGUACCGAUGUCUUCUUGGUCCAAGCCGCCACCUCCAAUACCCUUCAAAGUGGACCAUCCGUUCCUCUUCGCAAUCCUACAUGACGAUAUCAUACUAUUCACCGGAACUUACUCUCAC
Messenger RNA from Brenthis ino (lesser marbled fritillary), 1191 nucleotides. The record is from the annotation of a GenBank genome assembly. Lineage: Eukaryota; Metazoa; Arthropoda; Insecta; Lepidoptera; Nymphalidae.